GGGAGCGCGCGGCCGCCCCGAGACCCGGAGGUGAGGUGGACCGCUGAGCGGGCGGCGGCGGCGGGAGCUGGCCCCGCAGGAUUUACAGAUGGAUCCAGCGGAAAAGACAACAAACAGAAGUGAACAAAAAUCCAGUAGAAAGUUCCUGAAAAGCCUCAUCCGGAAGCAGCCGCAGGAGCUGCUGCUGGUCAUCGGGACGGGCGUCAGCGCCGCCGUGGCCCCCGGGAUCCCCGCCCUGUGCUCCUGGAGGAGCUGCAUCGAGGCGGUCAUUGAGGCGGCCGAGCAGCUGGAGGUGCUGCACCCCGGGGACGUGGCGGAGUUCCGCCGCAAGGUGACGAAGGACCGGGACCUGCUGGUGGUGGCGCACGACCUGAUCCGGAAGAUGUCACCUCGCACAGGCGACACCAAGCCCAGCUUCUUCCAGGACUGCCUGAUGGAGGUUUUCGACAACCUGGAGCAGCACAUCCAGAACCCGCUGGUGCUGCAGUCCAUCCUCAGCCUGAUGGAGCGGGGCACCAAGGUGCUGACCACCAACUAUGACAACCUGCUGGAGAUCUUCGGGCAGCAGCAGAGCAAGCCCAUGGAGUCUCUGGACCUGAAGGACAAGACCAAGGUCCUGCAGUGGGCCCGGGGGCACAUCCGGUACGGCGUGCUCCACAUCCACGGCCUGUACACGGACCCCUGCGGCAUGGUCCUGGACCCGUCGGGCUACAAGGACGUCACGCAAGACCCGGAAGUAAUGGAGGUCCUCCAGAACUUGUACCGCACCAAGUCCUUCCUGUUCGUGGGCUGCGGAGAGACACUCCGGGACCAGAUCUUCCAGGCCCUGUUCCUGUACUCGGUGCCCAACAAGGUGGAGCUGGAGCACUACAUGGUCGUGCUCAAGGAGAACGAAGACCACUUCUUCAAGCACCAGGCAGACAUGCUCUUGCAUGGGAUUAAAGUCGUGUCCUACGGGGACUGUUUUGACAACUUUCCUGGCUACGUGCAGGACCUCGCCACGCAGAUCUGUAGGCAGCGCAGCCCAGAUGCUGACCGAGUGGACAGCACCACACUGUUGGGGAACGCGUGUCAGGACUGCGCCAAGAGGAAGCUGGAGGAGAACGGAACGGAAGUCUCCAAACGGCCUCGGCAGUCGGACGCGGCAUCUUCUGCCCCCGUGACUGUGACAGCUUCUCAAAUCUGUAGACACACUAGGGGCUUCCCGGGGUAUCUGACUUGACUUCAUUCCGGAAAACACUGGGACUGAGGAUUUUCAGAUGAUGCUGGAGGGUCUUGAAAUCUUUAAAACCAAUAAAGCCUGCAACUUGAAAACCAGCCUUCUGUAACCGCAGUGCCGUAACCCAAACGAUGAGGAAUGUUCGAAGAACUCCGCGGGGGCUCUCCUCCCCGAACCCACCCCUCCCCCGACGUGUGGCCGCGCGGCCUCGGAGGCUGGUGCGAUCCCACCGUGGGCUUUGGCUGCUGGGGAGGUGAGGCGCCGCGGCGGGGCCCGCUGUGCAGCCGGCGGCCGGCUACCUCAGGGACCGCGCGGCGGGCGGCCAGCCCGGGCCUCCGGGCUCCCGCUCCGCACGCCCCCAUCGUCAAGGUGGUUUUUCUAAUAAAAGGGGAGGGUGAGGACUGUCCAAGCAACAGGAGUUGCCAAAGAGGAAAAACAAAAAACUAGACACUUAAAUUUUCUAACCUUUCUGUGGAAACGUGUGUUACUGUAGAGAAACGUGCGCGUUUGUGGUUGGCGAGCGGAGCGGGAGCCGGUGCUCCGAGGCACGGCGCCUGCUGCUGAGAACGCGGUGUUUGAAAAAGACCAGCUCUGUGGGUUUCUCCAGAAUUCCCUAAUUUUGGUGACUUCGGCUCCCGAGAACGGCAGGCCCGAGCUCGGCGGAGGCCCCGGACGGCAGCUCCCUCCCGGCCGGGUCCGCUUGCCGGCCGCCGGCUGAGAACCGGCAAGUGCAGCACGAGACCAAGAUCGAAGCUUUUAGUUAGAAGGUCAAGUCCAAGUUUUCCGAGUUUUUAUUCUAUGGGGUAAGGUCCAACCUUUCUGUCCAUCUCUUCUGAGUCUCUUCCUCCAGCCCAGUUGUCAGCAAGGCAGGCAGAGCCUGCGGCCGUGCGGGCGGUCGGGGUCUGCCGGGCGCUGCUCCGACCGUGACCCCGGCGGGGACCCUGCUUGCUUUCCCUUUCAGAGGCUGCUGUGUUUGAUGUGGUUUCUUGCCAAGUCCCACGACACUCUCAUUGAUGGCGCUGGAGCUACCCCAGGUAGCGGGAAGGUUAAGAACAGGAAACACGAGGUUGGGAUGUGUCGUGAGUGGGAGAGAAGCCAGAGACCCGCUUAAGACUUUUUUUUCUUUUUGAAGCAUGAAAAAUUUUAUGUUACU
Messenger RNA from Enhydra lutris kenyoni (northern sea otter), 2372 nucleotides. It is a transcript of the gene SIRAL2, whose product is annotated as family with sequence similarity 118 member A. The coding region runs from base 89 to 1222 and encodes 377 amino acids. Lineage: Eukaryota; Metazoa; Chordata; Mammalia; Carnivora; Mustelidae. The record is from RefSeq and is a predicted model, not a curated record. The transcript is spliced from 10 exons.